AUGGCUCUUUCUAGGAAACAUUACUCUUACUCAAAGAUGGAUAAAGAAGAUCCUGAAGAAAUACUUCAUAGAAGAGCACAAUUCUUGAUCUACAAGGUGUUGGAACAAGCGAAUGCUCGACGAAAACAAUCUUGUUUAAGGAUAAAAAUAUCUAAGUUGAAGGUGAAGAUUGGGAAGAGGUUAAAGAGGCUAAGAAAGAGAAUCAUGUCUAGUGUGGUUGCAACUAGGGUUAGUAUUCAUGGACAUGUUGUGAGUCAUUUGAAAACAUGGAAACGUUUGUUUGGGAGGGAAAAACAAACCCUUUUAACCAUUCCUUCUCUUAUGAUCAAAUAA
This is a messenger RNA of Lathyrus sativus (Indian pea), 333 nucleotides long. Lineage: Eukaryota; Viridiplantae; Streptophyta; Magnoliopsida; Fabales; Fabaceae. The record is from the annotation of a GenBank genome assembly.